Messenger RNA from Cyclopterus lumpus (lumpfish), 1680 nucleotides. RefSeq names its product peptidylprolyl isomerase D (gene ppid). The transcript is spliced from 10 exons. Bases 113 to 1225 code for a protein of 370 amino acids. Gene Ontology annotation, biological process: protein peptidyl-prolyl isomerization; protein folding. Lineage: Eukaryota; Metazoa; Chordata; Actinopteri; Perciformes; Cyclopteridae. Gene Ontology annotation, molecular function: protein binding; peptidyl-prolyl cis-trans isomerase activity. The record is from RefSeq and is a predicted model, not a curated record.
GAAGUGAUUGAGCUCCACUCUCGCUCCAACCUGCUCCGGUAGUUACGUUACGCCGGCCGGGAUUAGCUAGGUUAGCCCGAAACAAGUGUCUGAAAUCGCCCUGUCCUUAAAGAUGUCUCACCCAAUACCGUCGGACAAGCCUUCAAACCCCGAGAACCCUCGCGUCUUCUUCGAUGUGGACGUUGGCGGAGAAAAAGCUGGCCGGAUAGUUUUGGAGCUGUUUGCAGACAUCACCCCCAAAACUGCUGAAAACUUCCGGGCUCUCUGCACUGGAGAGAAAGGCACUGGCAAAUCGACUGGGAAACCGCUGCACUUCAAAGGAUGCCCAUUCCACAGAAUCAUCAAGAAGUUUAUGAUCCAAGGAGGUGACUUCUCCAACCAUAAUGGCACCGGGGGUGAGAGCAUCUAUGGGGAGAAGUUUGAGGACGAGAACUUCCACUACAAGCAUGACAAAAUGGGUCUGCUAAGCAUGGCCAAUGCCGGACCAGACACCAAUGGCUCACAGUUCUUCAUCACCACGGUCCCCACUCCGCACUUAGAUGGCAAGCAUGUAGUCUUCGGACAAGUGUUGAAAGGGAUGGGAGUCAUAAAAAUGCUGGAGGCCAUUGACACCAACGAGGACGUCCCAGUAAAGCCGUGCGCCAUCGCAGACUGCGGCGAGCACAAGGACGAGGACAGCUGCGACGACGGACCAGACGAUGGGACAGGGGACGCCCACCCAGACUUCCCCGAGGACUCUGACGUCGACUUUAAAGAUGUUGACAAAGUUCUGUCUGUUGCUGAGGAUGUGAAGAAUGUUGGAAACACUCUGUUUAAGAAUCAAGACUGGAAAGCUGCAGUCAACAAAUAUAGCAAAGCCCUCAGGUACUUGGAGGUGAGUGGAGAGCUGCUGGAGGAGGAGGCGCAGCAGAAGCUGGAGCCCACCGCCCUCAGCUGCUUCCUCAACACGGCAGCAUGUAACCUGAAGAUGCAGCUGUGGCAGGACGCUCUGGACAGCUGCAACGAGGCUCUAGAGCUGAACCAAGCGAAUACGAAGGCGCUCUUCCGGAGGGCCCAGGCCUGGCAGGGCCUAAAGGAGAACGGCAAAGCCAUGAUCGAUCUGAAGAAAGCUCACGGAAUCGCUCCAGAAGACAAAGCCAUCGGCAACGAGUUGAAGCGAGUCCAGCUGAAAAUCCAGGAGGAGAAGGAGAAGGAGAAGAAAAUCUAUGCCAAAAUGUUUGCGUGAGCGUCUCCGCCCAACAACGCAAUGAACCGCCUGUUAGUACCGUUUGUCCAUGUUUGUGGUCGUCUCCACGUGGGAAGCUGCGCCCAGACAGCCAGUAACCGGCUGGAAGCGUCAACAGCAUCUUUCAGUCUGCAGGUCCUUUCAUGUUUUCAAGCCCCCCCACUGUGUCGUUUUUAAGGGAAUAACUGUCGUAAGCUUUGAUCUGUCUUUAUUCGGACACGCGUCGUCACUGUAAUGAAUAUUGUUUGUUUUGUUUUUUGCUCGUCGGCCCGAUGCCUGGCUGACUCCGCCGCUCAACGCCGGGGGCCUCGCUCCGGGGGUUUUUUGGAAGUGGUUCAGCUAAAGCAACGGAAAAAAAGCCCUUGUAUCGUUUCAUUGUUGGGGUUUUGAUACCGGCCACAUAGCGCAUCCAUCUGUUUUUAUUUAUGUUUUUUUACAGAGAUCAAUAAAACGAG